AGUCGCCACCCUUCCCUCCCUCCCUAGUCCCAGCGCCAGCGCCAGCGGCGUGGGCGGGCCCGUCUCCCUCGCCGGCUUCCUUUCUCGUCUCGUCUCUCUCCCGGCGCCCGCGCCCGCCGAAACACUCCCGAAAGGAAACCGAUCCGUCACCCAAAACCUUCGCCCCGCCGCGACCUCCCUCGAGCCGCGUUUAAAGCGCAGGCGCAGCAGCAAAAAGGAAAAGGAGGAAGCGAGCGAGCGAGGGAUCCGGGAGCGUGAAGCGCGAAAAAAGCAGGGGAACGAGCGAGGAAGCAACGCGGAAACGAGAAAGCGAGCGAGACAAGCGCCCGAUUCGGUCCCCCGCCCCGCUUCGUUUCCUCCGCCGCACGCCUUCUCCGGUUCAUCCCCACUACACCACCCUACCCCCUCCCACCCCCUCGCCUUCCCGCCACGGCGACUCGCUACGCCACCCGCUGCGUCGCCGGAGCGCUGUAGCUGUCACCGCGAGCGCCCGCCCCGAGAUCGGGGAGGGGUGCGGUGUCAUCUCUCCUGAGGAACCGGCGCGGCGAUGGCCGGGGGGCAGGCGCCCGAGGCGUCGCCCGGGCGGUACCAGCGCCGCCGCGACGAGAUCGACGACGACGACUGCGCCGACGUGCUCGGCAUCGACGUGCGUGGUCCCGACGCUGACCCGUUCGACAUCCCCGCCAAGCGCGCCCCCGUCGAGCGGCUGCGGCGCUGGAGGCAAGCUGCGCUUGUCCUCAAUGCUAAUCGACGAUUCAGAUACACACUUGACCUAAAAAAGGAGGAGGAGAAGGAACAAAUAAGGAGGAAGAUAAGGGCCCAUGCCCAAGUUAUACGGGCUGCUUUACUUUUCAAAGAGGCUGGGGAAAAGCAGAAUCCUGACACAGAAUUGCCAGAAAUUCUCCCACGUGGGUUUGGAAUUGGAGAGCAGCAGCUGACAGUGAUGACUAGGGAUCAUAAUUAUUCUGCUCUGCAAGAAUAUGGAGGGGUCAAAGGGCUCGCAAAUUUACUGAAAACCAACCUAGAGAAGGGAAUUCAUGGCGAUGAGGCAGAUUUGUCAUGCAGGGCAAAUGCUUUUGGGCCUAACAGAUAUCCUCGCAAGAAAGGAAGGAGCUUUUGGGUUUUUCUUUGGGAGGCCUGCCAAGACAUGACGCUAGUUAUCCUUAUCAUAGCUGCAGUAAUUUCUCUAGUACUGGGCAUUGCAACUGAGGGUAUCAAAGAAGGCUGGUAUGAUGGCACUAGUAUUGCAUUUGCAGUCUUUCUUGUGAUAGUCGUUACUGCUGUUAGUGACUACAAGCAGUCGCUGCAGUUCCAACACCUCAAUGAGGAGAAACAAAACAUACAAGUGGAGGUUAUUAGGGGUGGUAGAAGGAUUCAAGUAUCAAUAUUUGAUAUCGUAGUUGGUGAUAUUGUGGCUUUAAAAAUCGGUGAUCAGGUCCCAGCCGAUGGCGUUGUAAUCAGCGGUCGUUCUCUUGCCAUCGAUGAGUCCAGUAUGACUGGGGAAAGCAAAAUUGUUACGAAGGAUCAGAAGUCACCCUUUUUAAUGGCUGGAUGCAAAGUUGCUGAUGGUUAUGGUACCAUGUUGGUAACGGCAGUUGGCCUUAACACCGAAUGGGGUUUAUUAAUGGCCAGUAUUUCAGAAGACAACAAUGAAGAAACUCCUCUGCAGGUGCGGUUGAAUGGAGUAGCGACAUUCAUAGGUAUCUUAGGGCUUUCUGUUGCUGCUAUGGUCCUCGUAGUCCUCUUUGCAAGAUAUUUUACAGGACAUACAACAAAUUCAGAUGGCUCUGUUCAGUUUGUUAAGAGGCACACGAGUGUGAAAUCUGCAAUAUUUGGUUCAAUAAAGAUACUAACUGUUGCGGUAACUAUUGUUGUUGUCGCCGUACCUGAGGGCUUACCGCUGGCUGUCACACUAACUCUGGCUUAUUCCAUGCGAAAAAUGAUGGCCGACAAAGCACUGGUGCGGAGGCUUUCUGCCUGUGAAACAAUGGGUUCAGCUACAACUAUUUGUAGUGACAAGACUGGUACAUUAACAUUGAACCAGAUGACUGUUGUGCAAUCUAUUGUCGGUGAAGUAAAGCUGCAACCUCCUGCUAAUGUUGAUAAACUGUCACCUACUGUGGUCUCACUUCUACUUGAAGGAAUUGCACAGAAUACCUCAGGCAGUGUGUUUGAGGCACAGGAUGGCAGCAUCGAGGUAACUGGUUCACCAACAGAAAAGGCUAUCCUAUCUUGGGGUCUUGAUCUUCGUAUGAAAUUUGCGGAGGAGAGAUCACGAUCUUCUAUAAUUCAUGUCUCUCCCUUCAACUCCGAAAAAAAGCGUGCCGGGGUUGCAGUGGUUGCGAGAGAUUCGGAUGUUCAUGUACACUGGAAAGGAGCUGCUGAAAUUGUUCUUGCCUUAUGCACAAGUUGGCUCGAUGUGGAUGGCUCAGCACAUGUAAUGACACCUGAUAAGGCUGAUCAACUCAAGAAACUUAUAGAAGAUAUGGCUGAGCAAAGUCUUCGAUGCAUUGCUUUUGCUUAUCGAAAUCUUGAUCUGAAGGUUGUUCCAAGUGAGGAGCAAAUAAUCAACUGGCAAUUGCCAGAUAAUGAGUUGAUUCUUAUUGGAAUUAUAGGGAUGAAGGAUCCUUGUCGCCCUGAAGUAAGAGAUGCUGUCGAACUGUGCAAAAAAGCUGGUGUUAAGGUACGAAUGGUAACUGGAGAUAAUCUGAAGACAGCUAGAGCAAUAGCUCUUGAGUGUGGAAUACUCGAUGACUCAGAAGCAUCUGCACAAGCUAUAAUAGAAGGAAGAGUUUUCCGUGCUUACGAUGAUGCUGAAAGGGAGAAUGUUGCCGACAAGAUUUCUGUGAUGGCACGAUCUUCUCCUAACGACAAACUUCUCCUUGUAAAAGCUCUUAAGAAAAAAGGCCAUGUUGUAGCUGUUACUGGUGAUGGAACAAACGAUGCUCCUGCAUUGCACGAGGCAGAUAUUGGUCUUUCUAUGGGCAUCCAAGGAACAGAAGUAGCUAAAGAGAGCUCGGACAUAAUUAUUCUGGAUGACAAUUUUUCUUCUGUUGUGAAGGUGGUUCGCUGGGGUCGCUCUGUUUAUGCGAAUAUCCAAAAGUUUAUUCAGUUCCAGCUUACUGUAAAUGUUGCAGCUCUUGUCAUCAAUGUUGUUGCUGCUGUUUCCUCAGGAAAUGUUCCUCUAAAUGCUGUUCAGCUUCUCUGGGUUAAUCUCAUCAUGGACACACUUGGUGCUCUUGCUUUGGCUACUGAACCACCAACGGAUCAACUUAUGAGGCAGCCACCUGUUGGAAGGAGAGAACCUCUUGUGACUAAUAUCAUGUGGAGAAACUUGUUUAUUCAGGCUGUUUUUCAAGUUGCUGUUCUUCUGACUCUCAACUUUAGGGGUCGGGAUCUUUUGCAUUUAACUCAUGACACACUAGAUCACUCCAGUAAAGUGAAAAAUACACUUAUAUUCAACACAUUUGUCUUGUGUCAGGUGUUUAAUGAGGUCAAUUCUCGUAAACCAGAGGAACUGAACAUCUUUGCUGGAGUUUCAAGAAAUCAUCUUUUCUUGGGAGUAGUAAGCAUAACUGUUGUGAUGCAGGUGAUAAUUAUUGAGUUCCUCGGGAAAUUUACGUCGACAGUGAGACUCAACUGGAAGCUUUGGCUUGUUUCUGUAGUUAUUGCUUUUCUAAGUUGGCCCUUGGCUUUUGUUGGAAAGUUCAUUCCAGUUCCGAGGACUCAAUUGAAGGAUAUCAUCUUAAGAUGUUGGCCUAAAAGCGGCGAGAGUGCAGAACAACAGGAUCAGGAUGACAGAACAGCACAUCCGCCGGUGUGAAGCUGUGCUUGGGCAACUUUUCAAAAUUAUCAUAUGCUGAAAUAUUGUAGAGAGCUGGUGCACAUAGAUGGUGUUGGCUAAUUUUGGAUGCUGAUUUCUUCUAACCAUGCUUACCUUGUUCCCUGGCUAUGAAUUCUAUGGCUGUAGUAAGCAAUCUGGGAGGUACAUCCUCGCUGACUCGUGAAUCGUGAUCUAGAAUUUGAAGUCACUGUAAGCAAAAUAUGUUCAUUGUAGCCUAACGAAGUUUAGGGACCUCCAGUGGUUCAUUGCACAAGUUGUGCAGCCGGUCUCAGAAUCAUUUGGGGAUAUCGAUAUAAACAGUUUUUCUUGUCGUCAAGAGUGGAGUCUAGCUCUUUUAGAUGCAAUCUAGAACAUUUUGCCAAACACUCUGAUUUGUGUUGGCUGUAAAGUCUGAUAUCUGAUUGCUACUGGGAUGUGGUCGAACGAUUUGAUUUUCGUAAUAUUAAUUGGCUGAUUUUGUCAGAGU
Molecule: messenger RNA, 4310 nt
Organism: Sorghum bicolor (sorghum)
Lineage: Eukaryota; Viridiplantae; Streptophyta; Magnoliopsida; Poales; Poaceae
Product: calcium-transporting ATPase 5, plasma membrane-type
Exons: 35
Coding region: 548-3823 (1091 amino acids)
Biological process (GO): calcium ion transmembrane transport
Cellular component (GO): intracellular membrane-bounded organelle; membrane
Molecular function (GO): ATP binding; calmodulin binding; ATP hydrolysis activity
Source: RefSeq, a predicted model, not a curated record